Leptosomus discolor (cuckoo roller) is the source of this 1188-nucleotide messenger RNA. Lineage: Eukaryota; Metazoa; Chordata; Aves; Leptosomiformes; Leptosomidae. The record is from RefSeq and is a predicted model, not a curated record.
AUGUUUCAGCAGAUUGCAGCUGAUGAACCUCCACCAGAAGGCUGCAGUGCGUUUGUGGUUAUCCAUGAGAAGCACACCUGUAAGACUAAUGAAAUAAAAAAGCUGCUCAAGAAGGCUACUAAGAGACCGAGGCCGUAUCUUUUUAAGGGAGAUCACAAAUUCCCAACUCUGAAAGAGGAUGGCCCAGUGGUUGUUCUUUAUGCAGAAAUGGGUACGAAAGACUUUGUCAAAUUCCACAAGAUUUUAUCUGAGAAGGCGCAAAAAGAGGAAAUUGUUUAUGUUCUCCGGCAUUAUGUUCAGAAACCAAGUUCCAGAAAAAUGUAUUUAUCUGGAUAUGGUGUAGAACUUGCAAUAAAGAGCACAGAAUAUAAAGCAGUAGAUGACACACAGGUUAAAGCAAAUGAGACAAAAGAUGAGGAAGAUGAUGAGGAGGAAAGUGAUGUCCAAGGAUUUCUCUUUGGCAAAUUAAAACAGAUGCAUCCUGAUCUGAAAAAUAAUCUAAAAGAGUUUAAAAAACAUCUAAUUGAAACUGCUAACAACAUGGAACCACUGAAGGUUUGGGAGCUACAAGAUCUUAGCUUUCAAGCAGCUGCUCGAGUUAUGUCUACCCCUGUUUAUGAUGCCUUAAAGGUAAUGAAAGACAUAGCUCAGAACUUCCCAAUAAGAGCCAGAUCACUGACCAGAGUGCCUGUAGACAAGAAAAUGCGAAAUGAAAUAGAAGAAAAUCAAAAGCAUUUUUAUGAAAUACUUGGAAUCCAACCUGGAGAAGCACGUUUAUUUCUAAAUGGCCUUCAUAUUGACCUGGAUUUUCACGAUCCUUUUAGGUAUAUCUUAGAGACUCUUAAACUGGAAGGAAAAGUGAUGCAUGGCCUUCAUGAACUUGGAAUCAAAGAGGAGAUCCUGAGUAAAUUUAUGAGGUUACAUAUACAUCCUACAGAUGAUAGUUAUGCGCUAGAUAUUCGUCACUCUUCGAUAAUAUGGGUUAAUAACAUAGAACAAGAUCACAGCUAUAGCACAUGGCCUGCAAGCUAUCAGGAACUGCUAAAACCCGCAUUUCCUGGAGUUAUACAGCAGAUUAGACGCAAUUUAUAUAAUUUGGUACUUUUUGUUGAUCCUGUCCAAGAAGAUACAGGUGAUUAUAUGAAACUGGCAGAAUUAUUCUAUCAUCAUAAUUUACCACUUAGGUAA